CUCUUCAAAUCCAACCCCCCCCCCCCCCCAAAACCAGAAAGAAAAAAAAAAUGGCACAUUUUUGAAGUAAGUUCUGAGCCCAGAUUGAAAAAUGGACAUAGAAUUGGCAAAGUGUGAGUGCUGUGGGUUGAAAGAAGACUGCACCCAAGCUUACAUUAGUGAGGUGAAAGCAAAAUUUGAUGGGAAAUGGCUGUGUGGGUUGUGCUCCGAGGCUGUUAGAGACGAGAUUAUCCGAGGAAACAACAACAAUAGUCAUAUGACGAUGUUCGUGGGAAUCGAAGAUGCUGUUAAGGCUCACAUGUCUUUCUGUCGGAAGUACAAAUCCAAUAACCCUGCCACUCAUGUAGCUGAUGGGAUGCGACAGAUGCUAAGGAGAAGGUCUUCUCAUCUCUCACCUUCUUCUUCUUCUUCUUCUUCUUCCAAGAAGUAUUCAAGAUCAGCAAGCAGUCCAUCUGCUUCAUCUUUUUCUUAUUGUUAACCGGGAUGUGGUUGAGUGGAAGGCCAGGGGCAUGGACUUAUCCAUCCUUAACUAAAUAUCAAAAGCUCGAUCCUUCGCUUUGGGUAUGAAGUAGCCUUAAAUCUGCGGAUGAAGAGUUAGAGUUAGUUACAGUCCGACGGUAGAAACUCUGGAUACACCCAAAAAAAUCUUUCCCCUGUUACUAAAAUAAAAAAGAUGAAGUUAUAUGUAGUCUCUUGAUUAUUGUGAUAUUUUCUUUUUUUAACUUUCGAACUUCAAAUCAAUCAGUUUUAGUUUUCGACUAUUGAAACUGUGUCA
This is a messenger RNA of Ipomoea nil (Japanese morning glory), 775 nucleotides long. RefSeq lists its product as uncharacterized. The record is from RefSeq and is a predicted model, not a curated record. Lineage: Eukaryota; Viridiplantae; Streptophyta; Magnoliopsida; Solanales; Convolvulaceae. The transcript has a single exon. Bases 92 to 478 code for a protein of 128 amino acids.